Molecule: messenger RNA, 932 nt
Organism: Cuscuta campestris
Lineage: Eukaryota; Viridiplantae; Streptophyta; Magnoliopsida; Solanales; Convolvulaceae
Source: the annotation of a GenBank genome assembly
AAUCUACUCAGUACAUAAAAAAUUACCUCUUUUCCCACAAUUAUAAGUGUGUGAUUUUUUAAACUAAUCUUUAAAAUAAAUAAAUUAAAAAAAUUUAAAGUUUCUUUUCCAUUUAAGUAAUGUGUCAAACACCGACUUCAAAAAAAAAGUGUAAAACACCUUAUGGACGGAGAACAACCCAAACAUUAUUUAUACCAUCAGGCAUCAGGGCUCUCUCUUUUGACUCAUCUGUUCGAAAACCCAGCGGCGGCGAUAUUGAGCAGUAGAAGAGAGCAGAAAAAUGGAGGCCGGAGACGAAGCAAUAGAGAUAUUGGACUCCAAAGACAUGCAGCAGCAGAGCAAAGCCUUCGACAAGCUGACCGAUCAUGUCGAAGAUCGUCAGCUCGACUCCUCGCGCGUCCAAUCGGCUAUGGCUUCAAUUUCUGCAGCUAAGGAAGCUGAUCUUCAAGUUAUGAGAAUGAGGGAGAAUGACCUAGCGGCUGUCAAGAUAAAUGCUGGUGAUGUUGAUGUAAUUGCCAAUGAACUUGAGGUUGACAGGAAGGUUGCCGAGAGGACACUGCGAGAGCAUAAGGGCGAUGCAGUUGCUGCAAUACGGCACUUGCUCAAUGCAAACGUGUAGCGCUUGCCCUCCUCACGAUGAUCUUCUUGUCCAUGUAUUCUGUCUCUAACUAUGUCCUGGCAUUUGAGGUAUUCUUAUGUUUGGCACAAUGCUUCCUUCCAUUCAAAGAGCGCAUCCGAAUAGAGAUAGAGAUAGUUCAUUCUGAUUAAACACUCAACCCAUUCUGAUUCUCUGCUUAAUUUAAUUUUGCAUCAAACAAUCGUUUUUGCUUUGUGAAAAUAAUAGAUGAAAUAUAAAUGACGCAUUAAACUGUCAUUGCAUUAUACUACGGUACCUUCUACCGUGUUUUGGGUAGUAAAUGUAUCUCAAUGGA